CUAUUUAAAACUCUAAUGAGCAACCUGAUACAGGUUCAUACACUUGCCUGGUACCUUUUAGCGAAGGAGUAACACGUACAACCUCACCAGUUACUCCAGUUUGUCAGAAGAACGAGGAAACCAUUUUAAAGCCCUGAACAUUAUGGUAGAGAAAUCGAUAAGACUUGCACUUUGCUUGUUAUGUUUUAUCCUGUGCCAUUCAUUCAGUGCUUUGGCCGCUGCACCCGACGAGAACGCGCAACUGAAAGAUGAUGCCGAGGACAACUUCUCAAUGGAUCCAGAGCUGCUUCAUGACCGAAUCAAGUACAACGUGCGAAAGUCUUUCGAUCUUGAUGACGACGGCUGUUACCUCCAACCUGGGAAAAAGGAAAGCAUUGAGGAGUGUGGCUUUAACGCCACAGUCAAGACCAUUCUGAUCAUCCACGGCUGGACGAUGAGUGGGAUGUUUGAGAGCUGGAUGCACAAGCUGGUGGCUGCUGUUCAGAGGCGGGAGUCGGAGGCUAACGUGGUAGUGGUCGACUGGCUGGGCCUGGCCCACCAGCUUUACCCUGAUGCCGUUAACCAUACCCGCCGGGUCGGGCAGAGCAUUGCAACCCUUUUGGACUGGCUCCAGGAAGAAGUGCAGCUACAACUUGAGGACGUGCAUAUGAUUGGAUACAGUCUUGGUGCUCAUGUUGCUGGAUAUGCUGGAACUUUUGUAAAAGGAAUUGGACGUAUAACAGGUUUAGACCCAGCUGGCCCCAUGUUUGAGGGGGCAGAGUCCCACAAGAGGCUUUCUCCUGAUGACGCAGACUUCGUCGACGUCCUGCACACAUACACACGGGGAGCUUUGGGCGUCAGUAUUGGGAUCCAGGAACCUAUUGGACACAUCGAUAUUUAUCCCAAUGGGGGAGAUGUACAGCCAGGCUGUUCCUUAGGAGAUGUGCUGUCCACCGCUGCUGCAGGAAACUUUGUGGAAGUCAUGAAGUGUGAACAUGAGCGGGCAGUGCAUCUCUUCGUGGACUCCCUCAUGAGCAAAGACCACGUGAGCUACGCUUUUCAAUGUACCGGCCCUGAUCGCUUCAAGAAGGGCAUCUGCUUGAGCUGCAGGAAGAACCGCUGCAACAGCAUCGGUUACAAUGCCAAGAAAAUGCGUAAGAGGAGAAACAGCAAAAUGUACCUGAAGACUCGCGCAGACACACCUUUUGGUGGUUACCACUAUCAGAUGAAGAUGCAUGUGUUCGACAGAAAGAACGCCGAUGAUGCAGAUCCUACUUUCUACGUCAAACUACACGGAUCCCAUAAUGAUACCACUGACCUCAGUGUAGACAUUGCCGACGGAGUUGGUCUGAAUCUCACGAACACAUUUCUCGUCUUCACUGAAGAGGACAUCGGUGAUCUGCUGAAGAUUUCUCUUCGCUGGGAAGGCCCUUCUGAUUCCUGGACGUCUGUGUUAAAACACCUUAAGUCGUCGUUCUGGUCAUGGUCGGGUUCACAAAACAAAAAAGUUCUGGAGGUUCGAAGGAUCAGAGUCAAAGCAGGAGAAACGCAGAAAAAGUUCACCUUCUGUGCUGAAGCGACAGAGAUAUCGCCUGGGCAAGAAGUUACAUUUCUUAAAUGUCGUGAUGGCUGGGAAGUGAAACCUAGAAAACGAUUGCACUACUGAGAGGAAGCGCUGUUACCUAGGGACCCAAGGCGAUGAGGGGCCUGAGCACUUUUGUUUGUUUUGGUACACAUUUGGUGGGAUAAAGCACCAUAUUUCUUUGGGUGGGUAGAACACAGCUUGUGCUGCUUAAAUGGCCAGCUCGAAUGGGUGAUGACUGGUUACUGGACUUGCUCAGGGCAUUUUUUUUUUUCUACCGUUGGGAAGUUCUGAAUUGUGAGAUUCUUUUGAUACUAUUGUAUGUUUUCUACUGUUGUGUUCAGAAUGUCCGUUUUGUGGAUCUCCGACUGUUCCUUAACAACGCAGUACAUGUUGUUAUAUUUUUGUACGUUUUUAAUUUAUGAAGGAGAAAAAAAAGCACUGUAAAACCAAGCUUAUUUAUCAACCUAAUGCACACCUUGUACCAAGGCAUAAAUGAAUUCUCUCCCAAGUUUCCUGGUGACCACUUUUACGUCUGUAGGUGUCUGUGGAUUUCAACAGGAAGGAUUUUAUGUGAGUUCACAGUAUUAUUUAAGGUCAGAAGAAUGGAGAGAACCGCUCUUUGUCUUCAUAAAUAUGUUGCACAUUUUGUGCCUUGUUCUGUACAUGGUUUAUGUAUAUAAUGUGAAUAAAACGUAAUAAUUUGUAAUAAAAUUACUUUGGAUUCAAA
Messenger RNA from Puntigrus tetrazona (Sumatra barb), 2291 nucleotides. RefSeq names its product lipase, endothelial (gene lipg). Gene Ontology annotation, molecular function: lipoprotein lipase activity; protein binding. The transcript is spliced from 10 exons. The coding region runs from base 143 to 1645 and encodes 500 amino acids. Gene Ontology annotation, biological process: lipid metabolic process. The record is from RefSeq and is a predicted model, not a curated record. Lineage: Eukaryota; Metazoa; Chordata; Actinopteri; Cypriniformes; Cyprinidae.